Molecule: messenger RNA, 4465 nt
Organism: Musa acuminata AAA Group (dessert banana)
Lineage: Eukaryota; Viridiplantae; Streptophyta; Magnoliopsida; Zingiberales; Musaceae
Product: vacuolar protein 8-like
Exons: 2
Coding region: 120-1838 (572 amino acids)
Molecular function (GO): protein binding
Source: RefSeq, a predicted model, not a curated record
GACUCCUUGCCUCCGCUUUACACCGGCUUUGAUUCGUUCGCUUCUUUUGGCUUUCGGUUUGGAUUCCACUGUGAACACUGUGACUUGCGGCUGCUAUUCGUCCUUUCGCUGCUUUCCCGAUGUGCCCCCGUGUUGCUGCCACCAUGGAGGCUGCGCUCCCCGCCGACGAUGGUGACGAGCUCCCCCGCUGUCGCCACCUCCUCGCCUCCCUUUCCGCCGCCGCUUCCGCCGCCCAGUCGUUCCGCGGCCUCUGGUCCUCCGUCGCCGCCGCAGUCUCCCGCCUGUCCGCGGCCCUCGACGGCCUCGCCGCCCACCCCCCUAACCCCCUCGCCUCGGACCUUCUUCGCUCCCUCGCCCUGACACUCGCCCCAGCCCUCGCCCUCGCCAUCCGCUGCCGUUCCCCUGACCCUCCCACCGCCAGGCUCCGCACCCAGAGCGAUAUCGCGGCCGCUUCCGCCGCCCUCCACCAGCUAGCCGCCGACGCCGACGUCCUGCUCGGCUCUGGCGCCCUCCUCGACCCGCCGUCGCCGCCGCUGGAGGCAGCGGGUGGGAGCUCCCGCCUCGAGUCCGUCCGGGCGGAGGCCAGAAGCCUCGUGACCCGCCUCCAGAUCGGGAGUUCCGCUUCGAGGAUCGCUGCCUUGGAUUCUCUGCUCGACCUGCUUCGAGAGGACGACAAGAACGUCGUAGUCGCCGCCGCCAGCGGGUUGGUGCCGGCGCUGGUCCGUCUCCUCGACUCCGCCGCUGGCUCCGCCUCGUGCCACGAGACGAGGGAGAAAGCCGCGGCGGCGAUCGCGAGGAUCUCGGCCGUGCAGAGCUGCCGCCACCUCCUGCUGGCGGAAGGCCCGCCCCUCCUCAAUCACCUCUCCCGCGUCCUGGAGUCCGAGGGAGGCGCCGCAAAGGAGAAGGCCUGCGUGGCCCUCCAAACCCUAACGCUAACUUGGGAAAACGCGGUCAUCAUCGGGUCCCGCGGCGGGAUCGCAGCCCUCCUUGGGAUCUGCCGCUCAGGAACGCCCUCCGCCCAGGCCACCGCAGCCGCAGUGCUGAAGAACCUCGCAAUGGUUCAAGAACUCCGGCAGAACUUCAUGGAAGAGAACGGUGUCCCCGUCCUCAUUAGGGUUUUGGCCUUCGGGACCCCUCUUGCCCAAGCGAACGCUGUCGGUUGCCUCUGUAAUCUAUCAGCCGGCGAAGAAUCGCAGAGCAUAAAGCUAUCUAUCUUCAAAGAAGGCGCUUUGGAAUGCCUAAAGAACCACUGGGAAGCAAGCGGCAGCGGAGAUGUUCAAAACCUCGAGGCUGCAAUCGGCUUACUAGGAAAUCUGGCAUCUUUUAGGUACAUUGCUGAGAUCGUUGCCACCGCUGGUUUGCUUCCUCGUGUCAUCUCUGCACUGGAGAACAGCCAGCCAGGAACAAGAACAGAGGCAGCCAAGGCAGUCGCCGAAUUGGGUUUGGUCAUAGGGAGGACGAGGAAGGAAUUCGGGGAUGCGGUGCCUCUACUGGUUCGCAUGUUGGAAGCCAAAGCUGGGGAGGAGAAGGAAGCUGCCGCGAGGGCUUUGGCUUCUCUGAUGUCAUUCCCGGAGUACCAAAGAUUAUUGAGGAAGGAGGAGAAGGGGAUUGUUAAUGUGGUUCAGCUCCUUGAUCCUUUAGUUCGUGAUUUGGAUAAGAGGUAUGCGAUAUCGGUAUUGGCAUUGAUUUCGCAGUCGAGCAAAUGCAGGAAGCAGAUGGUGGCUGCAGGAGCUUGCGGGUACCUUCAGAGACUAGUGGGGAUGGAGGUGGAUGGUGCAAAGAAGCUUCUUGAGAACUUGGGAAGGGGAAAGAUACUGGGAGUGUUUCCAAGAACAUAAGCUCACAGAGCCAGCAAGAAGGAUUCUAAGUUUGAAGGGUGCUGCUCCCUGAUCUGAUCUUCGUACGAAAGACCUUGUGUUCCAUACUCUUUUUAGGUCAAGUAACGUUGCCAAGUGAAUCUUUGCGUCGAAGAAGUCCUUUCGGAGGGAAUCUACUGUUGUUAGCCCUUUUUCUUUUUUACGUUUUAUUGAAGAAAGACAAUGGAUAGCUUGUCUAACCUUUCCACCAACCACAAUAUACAACAAGGCACCAUGGAGCCUUUGGGAACUAAUUAUUUGGUCUAUUACCACAAGAAGCAUCGAAGGUGAAGAAAUUAUGAAAGAUCUAUCGGCAUAUGAGAUACAAUUCUUUCAGGCUUGCCCACUGAAACAACAUUGGGAUCUGACUCCUCUGAAUGUCCUGUCCUUGUGCCUCCUAAUGCAGCAGGUAUGUAUUAUUUUGGAUUGCUCACAAUAGCUCAGUUGCAAUUUCUUUUAGAACUUGAUUAUUAUGUCCAAAUUAAUUAGCAUAUGAAUUGUUGGGAAACCCCACUUAGCCACUUAUGGAUGGAAUAUUUUGAUAUUUGAUUGAUGAAUUUACUCUUGAAUGUCUUACUCGAUAAAACCUUGUGCUUCUUCCAUGUCCUGACAACAGAGUUCUAAGCUUAUACAGUGAUGUAUCUUUAUACUUGACAGCAAUACCCUUUUCUCCAUUUGCUGUAUUGAUUUGCUUGUACCAAACUUGACACUCACCUAUUGGCUUUGCCAAUCUCAUAACCACAGUUUUGCAUCAUCAUUAUGUUUUGUUUAAAAUGGAGGCCUGACAAGUGAUGAGUGAAGAUAUAGACAAGAAUGAUACCUCUAAAAAGUUGUUCCUGUCAAUACUACUUGUCUGAAGCACAAGCUGGCUGAUCUCAUCCCUGAAUACACUACUAUAUUUGCUUCUGGUACUCUCAGGCUUCCCUACCUAAACCUCUGGUUCAUUAAUAAGAACUGGAUCAGGUCACUGCAUUCUUCUCAUCCAAGUGCCAUAUGUCACAUGCUGAGGGAGAAGAUUAAACAUUGGCUUUCCUACCUACCACAACUGUUGCAUAAGUCCUUUCUCACAUGGUUUCCUGGAAAGAACUCUGAAGCUUGCAUUUCUCUUCCUGAUGUGCUACUCAAGAUUCUCUUAACACCUACCUACAUCUCUCUCGAGUAAGUUGGUCUGUACAUGCCAGGGAAACUCUUGGAGUCUCAUCAUGAAGGCACAUCCCAUUCUUAAUGACAUGAACAAAGGUUUAAUCUCCAAUGUUUUGAGCUUGUUCUUAAGGUCUUCUGCCUGGAAAAAUCAUCUACAUUCUUCUUGAGAAAAUGCUGGUCGACUGAUAUUUUCAGAAAUAUGCCAAUACUUAUGAAUCCUUUGGAACUUGGGAGUGUGUUUAUUCUGUUCAUUUUUGUUGUUGUUGUUGUUGUUGUUGCAUCUUCUUUGCUUUUGACUUUCAAAGGUUAUUUAGAAAAUGUAGCAAAUGAGUCCUUUGGUCAACUUGCACUACUUGUCUUAAGUCAGCAUCACCCUUUGACCUAUAUCUUACUUGGAAGACGAGCAAACUUCGCACAGCUGGAUUAUGUUUAAUAUCUCAGCCAACAACUCAUCAAUGCCAAGCGUGACAUUUACUCAUCAGCUACAUGCUAUUGAUUCUUUUAUUGUUUGGGUCAAAUCUUAACUGCUUGUCUACAGUCAUUUAUUAAGAAAAAAAGAUUUGUUUGAGCAAGUCAUAUGGUUUGUCUUUCAAGAUUAAACCCCAUAAACGGUAAGGUUUAAAGAUCUUGAAACCUAGGAAGUGGCCCCCAGUUAUAUAAUAUAUAGCAAAUAAGGUCGCAUAUGAUGACUUCCCCACAUGACCCCAUACCAUAAGAAUAAUCCUUAGCAAAUGCAUGUCUUACUUUAUACUUACUAUCGAGAUAUUAUCGAUUAAUCACUAUUUAACAUGUGUUCUUCACGUGACAUCCUGGUUAAAAAAAAGAAGAUAAAAUAAAAACUGUCCAUCCAUUGAUCUGUUUGUGUGGGCAUUGGUUCAAGACAUGCGAUUAUAAAUUAAUUCUGCACUUAUUACAUAAAAAAUCAAAUCAAGGUUAUUAGAAACAAUUAAAGGUUGCCUCCUCAACAUAAUAUGGCAUUCCUUCACUAAGUAUAAAAACUCACUUGUUGGAUCAUUUUUCUAUCAUUGACGAUUACACUCAUCCAUCUCGGGUUAUUGACUCUCGGGUUAUUGACUUAGACGUCUAAAGGAUCGACUCAAAAAUCCUCUUUUGAUCUUGAUUUUCAUAUAUAUGAUACCUCGGAUGAUUUCUUAUAAAUUUAACGUUUCUAUGUCAAAGAUAUCUCAAACAAUCUUCUCAAGAGUUCGAUAUUUUCACCUUGGAGGCAUCUUAGAUGACCUUACACACACAGGUCUAAACUAUGUUGACUUGAACAUCAAUAACAUUUUUCAAUGACACUUAUUUUGUGUGGAAUCUAUAUAGAUUAAUAUCCAUUGAUAUAUAUAUAUAUAUAUAUAUAUAUAUAUAUAUAUUCACUAAUAGGAUCUUCUAGAUAAAAUGGACUUGGCUUUUUUUCUUUGGUCACGGUAAACUCCCAACUCAAAAGUCUAUGUUCUUUGUGUGAA